CUGUGCGCAUGUACUUUCCCAGUCGGUUGCCAACAUGGCGGCUCGGCGAACGGGAUUACUGCUAUUCCAACGAUGUAAUUUUUGUUCGAGAGAAACACUCAAGCGAAGAUUUGGCUCUACUGUGUGCAGUUUUUCAAGAAUUGGAAAUAAUUUACUGGUUGCGUCACGUAGAAAUGGAAUUUUCUUUUUGUCGGCGUCUUCGCGCAAGAUUAACCCCUCAUUUUUGGGAGCGAUUUCGUCUCAUAGAGAAUUUCACACGUCAGAUCCAACUUACAAGAAAGAUUACUACAAAAUUCUUGGAGUACCACGUAAUGCAGACCAAAAGGAAAUAAAAAAGGCGUACUUUAAUUUGGCAAAAAAAUACCACCCAGAUACAAACAAAGGUGCUGAUGCAGCCGAAAAGUUUCAGGAAAUAAGUGAAGCAUAUGAGGUUCUGAGUGAUGACAACAAAAGGAGUACAUAUGACAAUUUUGGAACUACAGAUUUUAGUGGUGCUGCAGGCGGUAACCCAUAUGGUGGUGGAAAUCCUUUUGGUCAAGGCAUUGAUCCAGAAGAUAUCCUAAAAAACUUCUUUCGUGGAGGAGACAAUCCCUUUGGCUUUGGGACCAGAAGUGGAGGAUAUGGCUCUGACUUUCAAGAAAUCCAGCAGCAUGUUCUAAACCUGUCUUUCAUGGAUGCUGCCAAGGGUUGCAAUAAAGAUAUUACAACAAGAACAAAAGUAGUAUGUAACAGAUGCAAUGGCAAACGAGCAGAACCUGGAACUACUUAUUCGCAAUGUCCCACUUGUAAAGGAACUGGAGAAGAAACAGUUAACACUGGAUUCUUUCACAUGAGAUCAACCUGCCGGCGCUGUGGCGGCCAGGGUGUUUUUAUUAGCUCACCAUGCAAGAAGUGUAAUGGAAAAGGAAGAGUGAAUGAGACCAAGACAAUUACCAUCCCAAUUCCUGCAGGAGUUGAAGAUGGGCAAACUGUCAGGGUGCCAGUUGAAGCUGGAGAAAUAUUUGUAACAUUUAAGGUCAAUGAGAGUAAAGUGUUUGAAAGAGAUGGAGCAAAUGUUAGUUCUACAGUGACAAUCAGUUUUACACAGGCCAUUCUGGGAGGCACAAUACGUUCUCCUGGUAUUCAUGGAGAGAUUGAAAUCAAGGUGGGUGUAAGUCACACAGUCAGGGAUAUCUUAAUGAAGUUAAUGUGUUUUGCUAUGAUUGCAGAUGUUUCAAUAAUAUAUGUGCUAGUCACUCUAAGGGGGUUAACGUUGAAUAAACGGUGCUUUUUCCUCAGAUACCUAAAUGAGAAGCAAAAGGCUUUAGUAUUAGCAUAUGCCGAGCUUGAGGAUGAAGUCAGCGGCACAGUAAAUGGAGUCGAUAAAUCAGCAAAAGACGCCCCACCCAGCCAAACUUGGCAGGCGUAUGAAACAUCCACCGGUGGAAAGACGGCGAAUGAGAUUGAUCUCGAAGAAGUCGUCAAAAAGAAGCGCCCCUUGGGUCGGUUUAUGCCUGACGGAUCAUGGGAUGACGAAGACCCGGAAGGCAGAGCUCGACUCGCGAGACGGCAGUUUUUGAGAAUAGCGAUGGUCGCAUCGUUCACUAUAGCUGCCUAUCUGUUUAUGCAAAUCAUCUUGCUGGGGGUUGAAGCCCGCGAGUUUGAUUCGGAGAACGCUCAUUGUGACAAUUUAGAAAAUGGAAGUUGACAAUACAGUAGU
Messenger RNA from Pocillopora damicornis (cauliflower coral), 1699 nucleotides. RefSeq names its product dnaJ homolog subfamily A member 3, mitochondrial. Gene Ontology annotation, cellular component: mitochondrion. The record is from RefSeq and is a predicted model, not a curated record. Lineage: Eukaryota; Metazoa; Cnidaria; Anthozoa; Scleractinia; Pocilloporidae. Gene Ontology annotation, molecular function: heat shock protein binding; ATP binding. Gene Ontology annotation, biological process: mitochondrion organization; protein folding; negative regulation of apoptotic process.